AUGACAAGUCAAAAACAGAAGACUGUGGUUAUAGGUGCUGGACCAGUGGGGACGCUUGCGGCAAUAUAUGCUGCACAACGUGGUCACGAUGUCGAGGUCUACGAGUUACGAAGUGACUUGCGAGACCCAAGUACCGUUCCGUUGAAUUUUACCAAAUCGAUCAAUCUUGCUCUUUCAGAACGAGGGAUCAACGCUAUGAAGCAGUCAGGUCGACCUGACGUAUUGGAAAAGAUAUUCAGCGAGACCAUUCCAAUGAAAGGUCGGAUGAUUCACGGCAAAGAUCUUCAAGGAGAGCUCUAUGAGCAGUCACAGGUGUAUGAUGUCCACGGAAGGUCUAUCUAUGCAGUUGACCGAGGAGGACUGAACAAUGCACUGCUGGAUGAGCUCGAUAAAUUGCCGAAUGUCAAAGUCAUUUUUAACCAUAAAUUGACUGGCGCAGAUUUCAAGAAACACAAGGCCUGGUUUGAAGUCAUCGGGAGCACUACCAUGACGAAUACUGGUCGUAAUAAAGAGAUCGAGGUGGAUUUCGAUAUAAUGGUUGGUGCUGAUGGAGCACAUUCGGCUGCGAGGUAUCACAUGAUGAAGUUUGCCAGAAUGGAUUACCAGCAGGAAUAUAUCGACACCCUAUGGAGUGAAUUCCAUAUCGCAGCAAAGCCAGUAAAAUCUGGCGGGAGUGAGGAUGAAAGAUUCGCUAUUUCUCCAAAUCACUUGCACAUUUGGCCUGGCAAAGACUUUAUGUUCAUUGCAAUACCCAGUUUUGAUGGAUCUUUUACCUGUACUCUAUUUAUGCCCUCUUCCAACUUUGCUGCUCUGGAAGAAGACCCGACCGAGGUCCCAAAGUUCUUCGACGCCCAUUUUCCAGGGGUAUCUUCUCUUAUACCACCAGCCGACUUAAUAGCGUCCUUCAACGAAAACCCUCACCUACCACUUAUCAACAUCAAGUGUCAACCUCAUCAUUACACAGACUCAAUUGUCAUUGUUGGCGACGCAGCCCACGCAAUGGUACCAUUUUAUGGCCAGGGUAUGAAUGCCGGUCUCGAAGACAUUCGGAUUCUGUUCGAGAUUCUUGACAAGUACCCGUCUCGAGCUGAAGCAUUAGCCAAAUACUCUGAAUAUAGGAAGGAAGAUGCACAUGUUAUCAACGACCUUGCUCUUCAGAAUUACGUCGAGAUGCGUGCAUCCGUCGUAUCUCCAUUCUACUCGGCGCGGAAGUGGUUAGAGGAGUCAUUAAGUGUCUAUGUACCGAGUCUGGGCUGGCAGACCAAAUACUCCAGAGUCAGCUUCGGAAACGAGAGAUAUAGCGAGAUUAUUAAGAAGAGCGAGAGACAGGGCCGGAUCAUAUUCGUCAGUCUGGUUAGCCUGAUAUCAAGUCCUGUGGUCCUCGGAGCUGGUCUCGCUUGGUAUCGAUGGCGAGAAGCUCACGGAACAACCAGAAGUGUACUGAAGUGGCAAGGCUGGUUUGGGUGGUUGACGACUUAG
Molecule: messenger RNA, 1479 nt
Organism: Glarea lozoyensis ATCC 20868
Lineage: Eukaryota; Fungi; Ascomycota; Leotiomycetes; Helotiales; Helotiaceae
Product: FAD/NAD(P)-binding protein
Exons: 4
Coding region: 1-1479 (492 amino acids)
Biological process (GO): NAD+ metabolic process; quinolinate biosynthetic process; L-tryptophan catabolic process
Cellular component (GO): mitochondrial outer membrane
Molecular function (GO): kynurenine 3-monooxygenase activity; NAD(P)H oxidase H2O2-forming activity; FAD binding
Source: RefSeq, a predicted model, not a curated record